GGAUCAUCUGCUUUAUUCUACGCCAUCGCUGGCGGGAGCGCGAACAUCUUGGAGAAGCUGCUCGAUCUCGGGCUUGAUAUGUAUCAGGCCAACCGUGGUUCGCGGAUUGCCCAGUCUUAUGCCGCAGAGCUGGGUAGACUAGAUGCUGUCAAGCUGUUUACCGAGCGGGGCGUCGACGUUAACCUCGCUGAUGGAACAGGCCGGACACCACUAUCUUGGGCUGCUAGCAAGGGGCAUCUCGAGCUGGUGCAGUAUUUUCUGAAGCAGGGUGCGUCGGUGGAAAUCCAGGACUCUGGGUGCUACACUCCCGCGCUGAAUGCGGCCAUGAAUGGAAUGACCUCCGUUGUGAAAGCGUUGCUCGACAAC
This is a messenger RNA of Trichoderma asperellum CBS 433.97, 366 nucleotides long. The record is from RefSeq and is a predicted model, not a curated record. NCBI's taxonomy places the organism in Eukaryota, Fungi, Ascomycota, Sordariomycetes, Hypocreales, Hypocreaceae.